Chrysoperla carnea is the source of this 1740-nucleotide messenger RNA. RefSeq names its product acid sphingomyelinase-like phosphodiesterase 3b. NCBI's taxonomy places the organism in Eukaryota, Metazoa, Arthropoda, Insecta, Neuroptera, Chrysopidae. The transcript has 9 exons. The coding region runs from base 1 to 1740 and encodes 579 amino acids. The record is from RefSeq and is a predicted model, not a curated record.
AUGUGUGAGUUGUUUAAAAUACUUCUUGUGAUAAUUUCAUCGUUUGUUUUGGUUACACAAGCAUUUUCAAGUAUCGGUUACUUUUGGCACAUAACUGAUUUUCAUUAUGAUGCCUUAUAUGAAGCUAAUGGAAAUCCCAAACAACAUUGUUGGCGAGAUCAAGGCGGUGGUGUUGGUGGUAGUGGCAGUGUUAGUAAUAGUGUGAGUAAUUCAGUAGUAGGGGGUGUUAGUGGUAGCUCUGGUGUUAGUAACAAUGGUGGUGGAGGACGACGUGGUUCUAGUGGUAGUGGGGGUAAUGGUGGGGUUGUAGGAAGCAGCAGUUCAAGUGGUGGCAGCGGUGGUAACAAUAAUCGUCGUCGUGGUGUCGGCUUAUAUGGAGACUAUGCGUGCGAUAGCCCAUGGGCAUUAAUUGAAUCUGCUGGUAAAGCAAUGCGAAACCGUCAAGGGGACAAUAUAGAAUUUGUAUUGUGGACUGGAGAUGCGUUAUCACACUCACAUGCAAAACUAUCAGAGGCAAGACGUUUGGUAUUGUUACAAAAUGUAACAGACCUAUUACAUCGUACAUUUAGCUCUCAAUUUGUUUUUCCUGUGAUUGGUCAUGAUGAUCCUGCUACCGUUAGUCAAUUAGCUGAAAUAUGGCGACGAUGGCUACCACCGGAAGCGAUGCAAUCGUUUAUUAAAGGUGGAUACUACACAAUAGAACAAAAGGAACGUAAAUUACGAAUAAUUAUUUUAAAUACAAAUUUAUGGGUUGCAAAAGAGCCAACAUAUAGUAAUGGGGGUGGUUUUAGUAAUAACGGUUAUAGUUCGGUAGUGAGUGGUAUUAAUACAUUACAGUAUGAAAUGUUGGCAUCGACAGAUUCACAAUAUGAAGAAGAAGGUAGACAACAAUGGGCUUGGCUAGAAGGAGUUUUAAAAAAAUCUAACGAACAACGUGAAACGAUAUACAUUGUUGGACACAUACCACCUGGAUCAAACGAACGACAAAUGGGUGCUAUACCAUUGGCGCAUCAAGGAUACACACGCCGAAACAACGAACAAUAUUUGUCCAUGGUUCGACGUUACCACAAAAUAAUUGUUGGACAAUUUUUUGGACACUUACAUUCAGAUACAUUUCGUAUAAUUUAUAACAGGCAGGGUAAUCCUAUAUCAUGGAUCAUGAUGGCUCCAGCAUUAACCCCAAGACGGGUAAAUGGUGCUGCCAACAAUCCCGGCUUACGUCUAUAUAAAUUCGAUACUGAUACUGGCCAGGUUUUGGAUUACACACAAUAUUAUUUGGAUUUACAACAAGCAAAUUAUGAAAUUGACGAUGAUGAAUCAGACGCAGAAGAGCGAUAUGGUUGGCAACCAGAAUAUAAUUUAACAUCAUGGUAUAAUUUAAAUCAAAUAACACCCUUAACAUUACAUAAUUUGGCGGAUAAAUUUACACAAAAAGUACCAGAAGAAAAUAUCGCAUUUUCAAAAUACUUUAUUGCAAAUUCGGUAAGUAUAUAUAAAUCACCAUUAGAUGGCAACUGUGAAGUAAGUUGCGCUCAUACACAUUUUUGUGCUAUAACACGAGUCAAUUAUGAUGAAUAUCAACAAUGCAUAAAAACAGCAGCAAGUGCAUUAUCCUCACAAGCACCCAAUAAUAAGCAUUUAUAUUAUUUAAUAAAUAAUCAAUUUGUAUUAAUCACUCUAUUAUUUUCAUUAUUUUUAAUACACAAUACAUUCAAACAAAUUACCAUAUAUUCUCGAUGA